Messenger RNA from Aedes albopictus (Asian tiger mosquito), 2523 nucleotides. RefSeq lists its product as uncharacterized. Lineage: Eukaryota; Metazoa; Arthropoda; Insecta; Diptera; Culicidae. The record is from RefSeq and is a predicted model, not a curated record. The coding region runs from base 1158 to 1997 and encodes 279 amino acids. The transcript is spliced from 6 exons.
CAGUAGGCAACACAAGGAAUCACCGCGCGCGCGACGUCGACGGUAGCAACCGUUUCUUCAAAAUGAUAGUUCCUUCGAAUUCGCGCGCUCAGUUUCAAGUGGACUACUGAACCGAUAAGACAGACAACCCGGUAUACCCAAGAAGACACCGUUGUCGUCGUCCGUCGUUGGUCACCGCGCGAGAGAUAAUCUUCUUCUACGGCCAUAACGGAGCUUGUCGGCCUUAUACCGAAAAGGUACCCGAUAUCGGGUUGGAGGCUCUUAUCAGUUCAAUUACGUUUAUCAAUUUAUUGGCGUAGACAUCGUUCCGGCUUCGGGUGGUGGUGGUACCACGCGAAACCAAUCUUCGCUCAGAUAUCGGAGAAUCGCAGCUACGUGAGAUGUUCGGAUAGAGAUUUUCGGCGAAGAAGAAAGGGUCCCAAACGGUAGCAACACGUAAUCCAGCUACCGUACUAAAUCAGUACCUACUAAGUUGCUCUUUCGAAGAAGCAGCGUUUAAUUUCGCUGAUCUUGCAAAGAGAACGGAUACGGGUGGAUUUAGGUUUCGUCAUAGCAGGCGGUGAUUAAUUUUGCGUCGCAUCGCUGCUGCCGUUGUUCGUAAAGUAGGCUCCGCUGCGCGGUUUAGACCUCACACUCACUUGGAUGGUAUUUAUUGAUUGGUGGUUCAAGGAAUGUAGUUCUGUUAUUCGGAGUGUCUCAAAGGAGCAGUCCGCAGAAAUUUCAAGUGUUCGCGUGAAAUCGAGUGGAGUGUGUCGUAUGAGUAACGCAGUCUCGUAGAUAGCCAAAUAAAUCAAAGUGCUAAUUCCCGAAAGGAACCGGUAUUUUACAUCGAAAACGUCGAUAACGUUGAAGCUGCGAAGACCAACGUGUGUUUGAGUGUCUCACAAGAUCAUCCAUCUACUAUCAAAAGUGUGACCACCACGACAAAGUGUCCGAUGUGCUAAGUGAUUGAACCGAUUGUUUUGUGUUGAUCGGUAACAGUUGGAAGGUGCUAAAUUUUGAACCGCGUCACCAUAGUUCAUGUGUCGUCCCACAAUUGAUAAAUUCUACACUUCAGUCAAAACGUUGUGAUCCUGUGAAGUCGUUGCACCGAAGAAAGGUGAAGCACGGAAGUGAUAGUUCUCUCUGGGGUGGUAAACGUGUACAAAACAACAACGAUGAAGGUCAACCUGCGAGUCGUGCUGUCUGUGCUGGUCUUUGUUGCGACGAAAUCCGAAUUCACCAACGGCACUCCGGUAGAUCUUGCCGACAAAGCCAACAAAGGUUCGUCGUCCGAGCUGGCGAAAGGCUCAGAAUCAGCUGCAAAUCCAAAGGUGCCACCGUUAAUCUUCCCCAAGGAUAGUAGUGUGUACAAAGUCGUAGAAAAUGACACCGCUCUGAAGAUUCUGCAGGCUCGAGCGGCUGCUGAGAAGAACAAUCCCACGGAUGGAGAAAGCGGCACCGCCGAUGAUAAGGGUCAAAACGUGCAACAGAGUCAACCGCCGGCAAAGGUUGGAGGCACGAUCGGCAGCAGCAGCAGUAGCAAUGAUGAGUCAAUCGCGGCGCCGUCCAACGGUAACCAGACCCUAUCGUCACCGUCGUCGGUCGAUAAAGGUGAUAAAGGUGGUAAGGGCGGUGCGGUAGAUGACGACGCCGAUGAUGACGAUGACUACAACAGCGAAGAUGACGACGAUCUGGACAGUACGGAAAGCCAGGAGGAUGAUACCGACAACGCGGCGGAAGAAUUCCAGUCGGAGGAUCCCAAUCGGGAAGAUGGACUGGAGGAACAGUUUGGAGAUAAAAUCGUUCACUAUCCGCUGAUAUUCGACAACACGACCAUUGAGGUGUCGUCCAUGCGACAGGAACACAUAUGGAUCAUCAUGUUGGGGGCAGUUUUUGUGCUGGCACUGGCCGCCUACAUUGCCAUGGUGCUCUACCGGAAUCGACUAGAAAAUCGAUAUGGAAUGCGACAGCGUUUGGUCACGGAGGACGAUUACUACUCAAACAAUGAGAUUUAAAACUCAUCACUCAAAGUAAAACUAGGAUAAACGCAGAGUUUUCACACUUGAGCAAUAGGACGAAAUACAAUCAACUCAAGCAAACAGUUCCCAGCAAACCAUAACUCAAUUAGACAACAUGAAGAAGAAUAGCAAUAACCAAUAGAUAUCAAACCCCAACAAGAUUAAAUAGUGUAGUUUGAAAACGAGUGCCAUUCUGAUCGAGAACAACAAUUGUAAGUAUAACUGUGUCGCUUUUAUACUAGAUAUUUGUAAACUUGACCGCCAUUUUUUGAUUGAUUAAUUUUACUGCCGUGUACACCAUGUUUGUUCCAUGGCUGUUAGAAUUUCUUUAUUCUAUGAGAUGGAACAAUAGAAGCUUGCAAGCUCAUGUACACGGCAUUUUUUUCUACUGAUAGCUGCGACAUAAAUCCAAGUAGUAAAAACGUGACAACAAGAGCCAUCAAAAGUCAAAAGUAGAUAAUAAAACAUCUGUUAGCAUAAAAGUUGUAAUAAUGACUGUGAUAUUAAGUGAUUUGUUUAAUAA